Molecule: messenger RNA, 1302 nt
Organism: Hydractinia symbiolongicarpus
Lineage: Eukaryota; Metazoa; Cnidaria; Hydrozoa; Anthoathecata; Hydractiniidae
Exons: 9
Coding region: 71-1252 (393 amino acids)
Source: RefSeq, a predicted model, not a curated record
UGCUCGAUUCCUCUACUACGUGAACAUAUCCUUGGCUUAUUUAUCCAUCAGGAAUAGCAACGACAAUAAAAUGAAACAAGCGGAACAAAUGUUGGAUAACUUAACUUUGUGCGAACAGCCCCUUGAUAUUCCUGGAAACUUUCGCGCGAAACAAAGAAGAUCUAAACAUGAUGAUUCUAAAUUGGUUUUCCCUGUUCGUAAACAACCAGAAUCUUAUAAGACACAUUACAGUCUUUACUUUAAAAGCAAACCGAAAGCAAGACCCUCUAGUCCAAGACCGUGCUCUCCAACUCGCAGAAACAACCCACAUCCUUCAAAGAAUUUUCUAAAUUGGAGAAUACCAACACGUGUGUUCGAUUAUGGAAAAGAGAAGCAAGCAAACUUGACUUUUUUAAAGUCAAACAUCGAAGAUACUUAUCAAACAUUUUAUGAUGACUAUUGCGGUACAACGAGAAAACGUAAUUGUGAUAUCAAUCCAAAAAUGCUGAUGGAGAUGGCCAAAACGUAUGGCUCAGAGUCGCGAAAAAGAGAGAAAAAACGACGGGGAAUUGAAUUAACUUUAAACGACGAAGAACAAAGAGGAAAAAUAACUUUACCUAAACUUCUGCGCAAAUCUUGGUCCCCUGACCUAGCAUUCUUUGGGCUGCCAAAGACUUCAAAAAGCAAGAAAUAUGGACAGAUUUCACCUUUGACCCAUCACAAAGACGGUUUUCAACCGCUUUUUCAAUCUUGGUAUGAUGCUGCUUCAAAAGACCAAGCCGAAGAAAAAGACGUGGAAAAUGCAAAGCAACAUUUUAUUCAAGAAACAUUGUCUAAAGCUUUAAAUCCAGAUGCAAUCGAAGCCAUCGAGAAUUGGCUGCUGAACGCUAAUGAUGAAGAACGCGAGAUAGCAGUACAGUUCAUCAAAGCUAUCAUUCUGGCAUCCGUUGAGAACUCUUCUACGACAGUGAAGCCAGUCACGACACACCAUCAUCAUCAUAUGAAGAAAGCAUGCGAGGUGUGUAAAAAACAGGAACUUGAGACAGCUCUAAAACAGAUGCAAUCCAAAGCUAGGGAGGUUCCAGCUGUCACAGAGCUCUUAAAUCCGCUUCAUCCAGCAGUGUUAGAACAAAAAAAGGAGUGCCGUCGAGUGUUCGGGAACGUUCCACGCAAAUUGCACCGUCCUCGCAAUAAUGCCAACAGAGGUUCCCUUUUCUGUACAUCGAAGAAAGCAAAGGGAAGACAUUUUACCAUUCAUCCCGAAUGGCAUUAAAAUUGUUCAUAAAUUAUUUUACAAAAACGAAAAUAAACAACCAUAAAGAA